UGAAUUACUACAACAAACGAAUCGUCUUUAAUGAGUAAACUAAGAAUAAAAAAACAAGCAGUAUGAUUAAAGAAAACAAUCAUUCACAAAUAAAACCAGUAAUUUAUUUGGUAAGCCGGCAUUUUGAAUCUAAUCUAUCAUUCAAUAAUUAAAAAUGAGAUCUUUCUAUAUAACUAACCGACACUUUCUCCAUAUUUCUCCGACGAAACUGUAUCUUCUUCACCAAAAAUUUCAAAGGUUCAGUGCUUAUUAUCGGCAUCCAUGGAUAAUCAGCAACAUAGACGCAUUGUAAUCUGCGGUGGCGGAGUCAUCGGAGUAUGCACCGCUUACUUCUUAUCUAAACGAGGCGUUUCCGUUACUCUCAUUGAAAAAUCGUCAAUCGCCUGCGCUGCUUCGGGAAAAGCCGCCGGAUUUCUCGCUUUAGACUGGGCUGACGGCGGUCCUCUCUCGUCUCUUACACGUGCUAGCUUCAAUCUCCACCGUUCACUCGCUCAGGAUCUGAACGGUGCCGAGUUGUAUUGGUACCGUGCCGUAACCACUCUAAGUCUCACCGUUACUGAAUCAAAAAAUCAAAACCAAUCCCCUGAAAACAUUCCUUCCUGGAUCGACGGUCCGGUUCGAAGUCUCAAAACGAAGGGGACGACGGAGACGACGGCGCAGGUGCACCCGAAGAUGUUCACGGAGACGGUUUUGGCUAAGGCGGUGGCGGACUACGGCGUUGAGGUUGUGAUAGGGAAAGUGGAGAGAGUUGAAGUGGCGGCGGUGGAGGAUGGCGGGAGAGCGGAGGCGGUGGUGCUGGAAGGAGGAAGAAUGAUUAACUGCGACGGUGUGGUUUUGGCGCUGGGGCCGUGGUCGGGGAAAUUUGAAAUGUUGAGUGAGUUGUUUAGGGUUUAUGGGAUAAAGGCUCAUAGUGUGGUGAUGGAGCCUAAAGAGAAAGAUUUGUUAACGGCUCAUGUUUUGUGUUUAAGUAAUUAUGGGAGUGGUUCGAGUGGAGGUGGGAAAAGCAUGGACCCUGAAAUUCAUCCUCGUUCUUCAGGAGAGGUGUACGUGGUUGGAAAGUUAUCAGAGGAGGAAGUGCCAGAGAAUCCAAAGGAGAUUGUUGGUGAUCCAGAGUCAAUAAGAUAUCUAAAGAGGGCUGCCGGAACUGUUUCUAGCCAUUUAACAGAGGGAAAGGCGGAGGUGAAGGCAGAGCAAGCUUGCUUUAUUCCGUGCACGGAUGAUGAUAUCCCCAUAAUAGGGGAGGUUCCAGGGGUGAAGGGGUGCUAUGUAGCUACUGGACAUGGUGGUUGGGGAAUUCUAAAUGGUCCUGCUACCGGGGCCGCGAUGUCUGAGCUUGUUUUAGACGGUAAGUCUACCAUUGUUGAUCUUUCUAAGUUCACCCCUGCUAGAUUUCUUGAUCGUAGAAAUCAAUAAAUGUAAUCUUUGUGUGGAAUACACUUUUUUUUUUGGUAAGCCCAUCCGGUUUUCAAGGCUUCGCCCUGACUAAUCCGGAUCCGACCCGCGUCGCGCACCUGGCAUGGUGGGUGAGUCUGCCAGUGGGAAUUUUCUGCAUUCACAAGAACUCGAACCCGAGACCUUGCUUAAGUGAUACCAAGCCGCUUACCACUUGGACCAACUCCCAUUGGUUGUGUGGAAUACACUUUUGAUUAUGUUUGUGAACGCCUCUAAUAAGCUUUGAAUGAUUUUGGUUUUAUUUCUCCAAUUUUGAGUGUCACACACUUCAAUAUUUAAAUUAUACUACUCAGUUAUUUCUUGUUUA
Mercurialis annua (annual mercury) is the source of this 1759-nucleotide messenger RNA. Its product is annotated as putative oxidoreductase C1F5.03c. Lineage: Eukaryota; Viridiplantae; Streptophyta; Magnoliopsida; Malpighiales; Euphorbiaceae. Bases 262 to 1413 code for a protein of 383 amino acids. Gene Ontology annotation, molecular function: oxidoreductase activity. The record is from RefSeq and is a predicted model, not a curated record. The transcript has 2 exons. Gene Ontology annotation, cellular component: cytoplasm.